AUGUUCUUGGCGUCUCGUUGCAAGACCUUUCAAGAGUGGUUUGGUGCCUUGUGCGGCGCUACCCUUUGUUUUGAAGAAAAUCCUGAUUCAGUGGCAAGUGGCAAUGUACGCUUAGGCGGCUGGAUCAAGUUUGCACGAGCUUUGUGCAAGUACUGUUUUAUGCGAUACUGUGUGGAUCCGCUCCUUUGCUCCGAUCCGGUCGAUAUCCUGGCGCUACGACCGUACGAUCCUUAUGCGCUCUUUCAAACCGUUCUGUUAGGGGUGAAGGCGUAUUGCGUUCUAGGUUUUACGGAUGCUUUCAUGGGCCUCGUCCAACUAACUCUUAAUGUGCCCCUUAUCGACUUUUUUGAUUCCCCGAUAUUGGCGUACAGUCCUAGAGAUUUUUGGAGGUAA
Messenger RNA from Radiomyces spectabilis, 393 nucleotides. RefSeq lists its product as uncharacterized. The coding region runs from base 1 to 393 and encodes 130 amino acids. The transcript has 2 exons. NCBI's taxonomy places the organism in Eukaryota, Fungi, Mucoromycota, Mucoromycetes, Mucorales, Radiomycetaceae. The record is from RefSeq and is a predicted model, not a curated record.